Molecule: messenger RNA, 811 nt
Organism: Cutaneotrichosporon oleaginosum
Lineage: Eukaryota; Fungi; Basidiomycota; Tremellomycetes; Trichosporonales; Trichosporonaceae
Source: RefSeq, a predicted model, not a curated record
CGCGAUAUAUUCAAGUGCGUCGAGCCGGAAAUGGUCGACAGGCGUUGACCGGCGCACCUCGGCUGUUGCGACAGUCUAAAACAGGCGCGCGGCGACACGGCAGGCCGCGAGGCGGUUCGGGAUGUUCCGGAAGAUGGCAGAAGAUGGUGGAGACUGCGCUGGGUGGCCGGGAGGGAGAUAUCGGGAGGAUCCGGGCGUCAGCGGCACCUCCACUUGUGCUGUUGCUGAUCGGUGAUCGUCUAUCGGAUAAAGCAAUGAGGCCGAACGGUGCCUAUCUUCCAUGUAGCUUACUUAUCCCGCGGAGGGUGCCGCGGUGCUUGUCGCGCCGGACCAUGUCGAGAGGGGGUUGCGAGGAGCGCCGUGUCUCCGGAGCGCCUCCACUUGUGUACGUACGUAAGGUAAUGCAGGGUCUGAUGUGUGUCGGAGUGGAGUGGGAGCUGGGAGCUGGAGGAGGUCGCACACGCCGGAGGCGGAGGUGCCCGGCAUGGUGCGGGGGAACUGGGAGAGAUCAUGUCCGGGCUCCGGGCGAUUUUCGAAUGGGAGGGGUGCGAAAUCGAAUGAGGUGGGUGGCGCGUGGUACUCGGACGUCAUCGAUAAUGGGCACGCAGGGAGGGGAGAGGCUGGUACGUGUAGUGGUAUAUGCGGGAUUUGUGUCCUCGGUCGCUAUGCAUACAUCGAGGAUUGAGGAAGUUUUCGGGGAGCAGCGGAGGAGCUGGGCAGCUGGGCAGCAUUGGCAGCUCGCGCGCAGAGGCGCGCGGCGUAACUGAUUGCGAUAGGAACCCCCGAGCUGCCGAGCAAGCGCCUGUUUUCG